Molecule: messenger RNA, 342 nt
Organism: Ceutorhynchus assimilis (cabbage seed weevil)
Lineage: Eukaryota; Metazoa; Arthropoda; Insecta; Coleoptera; Curculionidae
Source: the annotation of a GenBank genome assembly
UAUCGGGAUGGUGAUUGGAUGGGUGGUAAUUCUUCAGUCAGUCCUGCCGGCUAGGCGGCAAUGGCAAGUACGGUUGCCUAUAGGGGCCAUGUGGUUGAUAGCGACGGAAAAGUUAUAUCCUAUCAGGAAAUGAGCGAUGGCGAGAUAUUUGUUAAUUUGAACGAUAUGCAAAGAGCAGCUGGAGUUAACCUUUUUAGUCCAGACGACAAAGUACGAGAAGAAAUUGAGGCUUAAAUAUUUAAUUAUUUCAUGGAGUGUGUAAUUGAAUCAAGAAGGAUUUUCUCGGAAGAACAGAUCAUUGAUUCAUUUGAAAGGAUAAGGACUAUGUUAUUUUAUACCGGC